UGAAAUCGCUGUUCUGAGUUUCUGAGAGCCAUGGGUGUCUCUUUGCUUGUGCUGGCGCUGUGCUUCGCGCCAGCGAAAGCCUUCUUGAAUCUGGAGGGUCUCACCAACUGCUUGCAAGACAACCUGAAGUUCGGGGCGCAGGCGCUGGUGAACCAGGGCUUUGCAGAGGUCUGCUGCAAGGUGCCCCAGCACUGGGCGGAGCCCGCGGGCUCCCUGAACCGCGUGAACUUCUGGCAGGAGCUCGGCUCAGGCGUCACCACCUUCUACGACGCCCAGUGCGGCAUUCCGCUCUUCCGCGCCCCGGUGGGCCGCUCCUUGGCGGAGUUCCAGGCAGAGUCCAACGGCCACGGCUGGCCCUCCUUCCGCGAGGAGGAGCUGGUCAAGUCCAACAUCGAGGUGAAGGAAGAUGGAGAGGUGGUCUCCAGAUGUGGGACUCAUUUGGGCCACAACUUGCCGGACCAAGCCGGGAACCGCUACUGCAUCGACCUGCUCUGCAUCGCGGGUCACCCCAAGUGAACCAUCGGUUGGAUGCUGAGCAAAUCGGAGGUUUCCGGCAGCACCUGCCGC
Effrenium voratum is the source of this 567-nucleotide messenger RNA. The record is from the annotation of a GenBank genome assembly. Lineage: Eukaryota; Dinophyceae; Suessiales; Symbiodiniaceae.